AUGUUUAUGAGUUUUCGCGAGCAGAUGCCUGGAAAUAUGACCUUUAGAAACAGCUUCAGCGGGAAGCUCGACGACUUCGGCGGACCGUCUCCUCAGUCCCCUCCUUCAGAGACGGCCUUCUCUGCGUUCCCGUCGCCUCAGGGAAGCCAGAAGAGCUUCGUCCAUACCAUCAACCCCCAGCCAUCGACGACCAGCGACGUCCGGUCCACCAUGCAGCGACGUUUUACCACCGAGUCGGCCACGCUGCCGCAGUGGAACGGCUUCAAUCAGCAGCCAUUGAAGCAGGCAGAACAAUUAGAUAUAUUGUCAUCGUUUGAGAAGAAACGACAGCAUAUUGAGUAUAUGCGAGAACAGAAACGACGAUUUGAAGCAGACCUAAAGAUCCUUGAUCUCCAACAGGAGAAAGAAAGGCAAGAGAUGGACCAGAUUGCCAGAGACCUUGCCCAGGUUGGCCUCAACGGUCCAGUCAGCGAACCAACAACCCCGCCUGAGUACUACCGCGAGAGCGGCUUCCCCACUGCCCUCUCUCGCCCAGCUCGAUUCUCCAUUUCAAAUGGACAGGCGUUGUCCCCAUUUGGGAGCGUGUUUUCACCAACAUCUCAAGUGACUUCUCCUACAAGCAACCAGCCUUCGAACCAGGAGGCCGCCAACCGUACUGGCAUGGGGUUGCGUCGAAACUCAGAGCAGACCUACGGAGCAGCCUUUACAGGAUUCAGAGCUGGCCAUGCAAGCCGAUACUCCCUGUCAUCUAACGUUUUUGGAUCAGCCCUUCCACCUGUCUCAUCUCGUGGCAACGGAUUCAAUAACCACAUGGGAUUUGGCUCACUUUUUGCAUCCAAGAACCCCCUCGAGGAUGAGGAAGAUAAACCAAAGCAUGAAGAUCGUAUAUCCACCCCAGAUGUGAAGAGCUACCUUCGCAUGACCGAUCCAGAUGACAAGUUCCCCACGCUGAUGCGAAGAGAUGAUAAUCCAGCGGUUCUCUCCGCCAAUUCUGCAGCUGUUGAUUUUGCAAAUUCCCGCACGCCUGUUCCUGAGAACUUUAAUGGUAAUGGCCGUCAUCAUGCAGUCCGCCACAGCCUGCCUCAGAACUCAUUGUCAUGGCUUCCCGAUACCUCAGAAUCCAUGCACCAAGCCGGAACUACUAAUGGAGGUGGUGCAGGGCAUUACCAUGUUGGACGCCAUGUGAACCGUCUUUCUUUGGAAAGCAACCUCUCAGGACUGGGUGCUCUUAACACAUCCACCCACCAGUCAAACAACAAUAUCGCCCAUCAUCGACCAACAUCUUUGCAGUUGUCCUAUUCUGCUAAUGAUGUUCCUACCACCCAUAAUGGAUUCCACACUGAUUCUACUGCGAGAACUCAAGCUGAGAUUACUCACAAUAACUAUCAGACUCAUAGUCGAAUGCAUUCUCGCAGCAAUGGUGGAUCUGCAAACACUACUCCGCCAACCCCGCAAUCAGCAUCUGACCGUGAGGAGCCAGGUCCUAGCAUUCCAUCGUUUCAGCCAACUUUCCAGCCUAAUGCUGUGUCCCAUGCCCUGAUCUUGACAUCUCCAACCACUAUUGCCCCGAGCGCAAAUGGGUCCACCACCCCUACUCCAAGCACUUUUGCAACACCAGUUUAUGGAUAUGGAAUGCAAGCAUAUGCCCCAGCUCCUUUACAGGUCAAUGGAAACUACCAUACCGCGGUUCAGGGCCAUCCUAUGUUCGGAACGUAUGGAGCACCACCACCACCGCAACAACAACAGGCGAACAACUAUGCUCGAUUUGCUGAGAGUCCUCGUACCUCCCAGGGACGCCGCAGUGGAGAUGCUGAAAACCCAUUGAACCGUUUUGGAAAUGUUCCCCUUGAGAACUACUCUGGUGAAAUCUAUGGAAUGUGCAAGGAUCAGCACGGUUGUCGUUAUCUUCAGAGAAAGCUCGAAGAAGGUUUGCCUGAGCAUGUUCAGAUCAUCUUCCGUGAAACUCAGAUGCAUGUGGUUGAGCUGAUGACUGAUCCAUUCGGCAACUAUCUUUGCCAAAAGUUGCUUGAAUUUACCAACGAUGAGCAGCGUACUGGCCUCAUCAACAUUGCUGCCCCUCACUUGGUACAGAUUGCAUUGAAUCAACAUGGAACUCGCGCACUUCAGAAAAUGAUUGAAUUUAUUUCAACUCCCGAACAGAUCCAAACUGUCAUCAACGCGCUUAGCGGUCAGGUGGUUGACCUCGUCCAGGACCUGAACGGAAACCAUGUGAUCCAAAAGUGCCUGAACCGACUCUCGGCUCCGGAUGCUCAGUUUAUCUACGACGCUGUUGGCAAAGAAUGUGUCGCUGUUGGCACACAUCGUCAUGGUUGCUGUGUCCUUCAGCGAUGCAUUGACCAUGCAUCUGGAGACCAGCGUGCGAGACUCAUUGAGCAAAUCACCAAGAGCUCCUAUUCGCUUGUUCAGGAUCCUUUUGGGAACUACGUCAUUCAGUAUAUCUUGGACCUUGGAGAACCUCUGUUCACUGGACCACUUUGUGCGACCUUCCAAGGAAGCAUUCCAUCCCUCUCGAAGCAAAAGUUCAGUUCCAACGUUAUUGAGAAAUGUAUCCGUACUUCCGACUUCAACAUGCGCCGUGCCUUCAUCAAGGAGAUGUUGUUGCCCCACGAACUUCCCAACAUGCUGCGUGACUCGUUUGCAAACUACGUUAUCCAGACCGCCAUGGACUUUGCCGAUCCGGAAUCCCGUAAUACUUUGAUUGAAGCCGUACGUCCGUUGUUGCCAGGCAUCCGAUCGCAGCCACACGGCCGCCGCAUUGCAGGAAAGAUCAUGACUCUUGAUUCUCAUGCUCGUUCCAAUGGCACAACUGGACCAGCUCCAGGAGCCCCAUUGGCGCUCGAUGAAGUACGAGGUGGUUUCCAGCAGCCUUAUACCCUUCCUGCCAAUCAAUAUGGCUCUCAGUUCAACUCCUCAGAGGCUUCAACGACUGCCCCAUCCGCGGCUGUUUCUGAAUCUGAAUUUGCCGAAGCUCGCUCCCCUCGUAGCGAGAGUGGGAAUACGACCAUCUUUAGCCCUGUUCCUCAACACACCAGCCACGCCAUCAACGGUAUCAACAACAUGAAUGGCAUUAACAACAUGAACGGUAUCAACGGUGUUAACGGACUUAAUGGAUCGAACCCUCAUGGAUUCAACAACAUUUUCUAA
Molecule: messenger RNA, 3165 nt
Organism: Arthroderma uncinatum
Lineage: Eukaryota; Fungi; Ascomycota; Eurotiomycetes; Onygenales; Arthrodermataceae
Product: pumilio domain-containing protein
Exons: 8
Coding region: 1-3165 (1054 amino acids)
Biological process (GO): post-transcriptional regulation of gene expression
Cellular component (GO): cytoplasm
Molecular function (GO): mRNA binding
Source: RefSeq, a predicted model, not a curated record